Salarias fasciatus (jewelled blenny) is the source of this 4506-nucleotide messenger RNA. Its product is annotated as S-adenosylhomocysteine hydrolase-like protein 1. NCBI's taxonomy places the organism in Eukaryota, Metazoa, Chordata, Actinopteri, Blenniiformes, Blenniidae. The record is from RefSeq and is a predicted model, not a curated record. The transcript has 17 exons. Bases 304 to 1956 code for a protein of 550 amino acids. Gene Ontology annotation, biological process: L-methionine cycle. Gene Ontology annotation, cellular component: cytosol.
AGUUACUCAGGCAGGUGACAGCUGAGCCAGCAGGCAGGCAGGCGGGACGGUGGCACGCCACGCUAAAAGAAAUAUCGGACGAAAGCCGAGCUGAAAAGGCAUCUCCAGUUAUUUAAACAUACUGCUUAAAGUUCAUAUUUAUUUAUAUGUGCGUUACGUGACAGCGUCGCUUCCUUUUGCCGCCGUGGAGCUAGCAGCGUCAGCACCUCGGAAACGUUAGCUCUUCUGACGUGACGACCGGGAGAGGAACCCCGCCGUUAGCUGUAUUUCUUUACCAGACGACGCUCCAUAACCGCCGCUGACAUGACGGACCCGGCCGGGGAGGCGAAGGUGGAGGUGAAACAGGCGAGCAAAGAGGUGAAGGAGAGCGAAAACGUGGCGGAGAAAUAUUCUGCCAUGACCGUCACCAAGAACAGUGAAGUGACCAUGGGAGAGCUGUCGAGCGUCUUCAGCGCCGUGCCCACUCACAAACCUGUCAAGAAGCAAAUCCAGUUUGUGGAGGACAAGCAGGAGUUCAGCAGGUUCCCCACCAAGGCAGGGCGUCGCUCGCUGUCCCGCUCCAUCUCUCAGUCGUCAACAGACAGCUACAGCUCUGCUGCAUCUUAUACAGACAGCUCUGAUGAUGAGACCUCGCCACGGGACAAAACGCAGGUCAACAGCAAGGGAAGCACCGACUUCUGUGUGAAAAACAUCAAGCAGGCUGAAUUCGGCAGACGUGAGAUUGAGAUCGCACAACAAGAUAUGUCGGCGCUGAUCUCGCUCAGGAAGAGAGCGCAGAGUGAGAAACCGCUGGCCGGUGCCAAGAUUGUGGGCUGCACUCACAUCACAGCACAGACUGCAGUAUUGAUUGAGACUUUGGUGGCACUCGGGGCUCAGUGCCGAUGGACUGCUUGUAACAUCUACUCCACGCAGAACGAAGUAGCCGCAGCGCUGUCAGAAACAGGUGUGGCUGUGUUUGCCUGGAAGGGGGAGUCCGAGGAUGAUUUCUGGUGGUGCAUUGACCGCUGUGUCAACACUGAGGGCUGGCAGCCCAACAUGAUUCUUGAUGAUGGUGGAGAUCUGACUCACUGGAUGUACAAGAAAUACCCAAAUGUAUUCAAGAAGAUCCGAGGCAUUGUAGAGGAGAGCGUCACUGGUGUCCACAGGUUGUAUCAACUGUCUAAAGCUGGAAAACUGUGUGUACCUGCGAUGAACGUGAACGACUCGGUAACAAAGCAGAAGUUUGACAACCUGUACUGCUGCAGAGAAUCCAUCCUGGAUGGCUUGAAGAGAACCACAGACGUCAUGUUCGGAGGCAAACAGGUGGUCGUAUGUGGGUACGGUGAGGUUGGAAAAGGUUGCUCUGCUGCUCUGAAAGCUUUAGGAGCCAUCGUCUACGUGACGGAGAUCGAUCCAAUCUGUGCCCUGCAGGCCUGCAUGGACGGAUUCCGGGUGGUCAAACUCAAUGAGGUCAUUCGCCUGGUGGAUGUUAUCAUCACAUGCACCGGGAACAAGAAUGUGGUGACCCGGGACCAGCUGGACCGGAUGAAAAAUGGCUCUAUUGUCUGCAAUAUGGGACACUCCAACACUGAGAUUGAUGUGGCGAGUCUGCGGACCCCCGAGCUGACGUGGGAGAGGGUGCGCUCUCAGGUGGAUCAUGUCAUCUGGCCAGAUGGAAAGAGAGUCAUCCUCCUUGCAGAGGGACGUCUCCUCAACCUCAGCUGCUCCACCGUCCCUACGUUUGUCUUGUCCAUCACGGCCACCACUCAGGCCCUGGCUCUGAUAGAGUUGUACAAUGCUCCCGAGGGACGCUACAAGCAGGAUGUUUACUUGCUUCCCAAAAAGAUGGAUGAAUAUGUCGCCAGUCUGCAUUUGGCAACUUUUGACGCCCACCUAACCGAGCUUUCUGAUGAGCAGGCAAAAUACCUGGGUCUCAAUAAGAACGGCCCUUUUAAACCCAACUACUACAGGUAUUAGUCGGUGAUGCUCUGAAUCGGUAAAAACGAGUGAGCGGGCAGAUCCUGAUAGGACCCGUCCUUCCUUCUGAAGAAAUAUUCAUAUACAUCAUAUUUUAUAUCCUGCACAAGAUGCACAGUUGUUAUUUAGGUAUAUUUUUGUGGCAACAACAGGUUUUGCUCUUUUUGCCGUUUCCUUCGUGUGAUACACGCGACACCCGGCUGGCUGUAAGGAAUUACUGUAAUAACUGCUCCCACCAGUCUGACAAGACUCUUCUUGCUCUGUAGUUCUAACCUGCUUUGUUAGCUACUGAAUAUUAUAUUGAUACAUUGAACCAAAUGACUGUGAAAGGAGAGGCUUAUGGUUAUUUUUAAGAGUGAACAGGUGGAUGUGGUAUCAGUCAAACCCCUAUGAAGAUAAAUCUAAUAUUUUAUUGUAUGUGUGUAUGUAAUGUGAAAAGGUCACUUCAAAAUGCCAGACUUAUCAAACGUCCGCGACACAUUCUGCCUAUUCCAGACUGGUGAGUCAAGUCAAGGUCCAGAUGUUUUCUCGUUGACCAAACUUGCCAGUUUGUGGGUAGCUGGGAAUGGGGACUCAGUUAGAAAUUUCUGCAAAUCUGCUGGAUUUUAAGUGAAUGUUUCCUCACAGAUGAGCCAUAACUACUUGAUAAGCCUACUGUAAAUCGAAGCUGUGUUCCCGUCGAGGGUAACGGCGCGUUUCUACUGUCCAGUCUUCAAAAGACGCUGCUGCUUUUCCUUCUGCUUUUCACUUUGUACAUUCCAUCCACCGAACGUCCUGACCUCUGCACUAUCAUCACUGUUACGGCUAAUCUGCAGCGGAUGUGGGAAUAACAACAGACUCCAUAACAGAGUUAGCUUGGCUUUAGUUUUCUUGAGAAAUAGCGUCCAAACCUGAGGGUUUUGUGUCUGUAAGGAUAGUUUCUGCACCUCAGGGCAUGCAAUAGCUUUCACCAUUUGUAAAUAAGUUUUUUAACGGAUCAACCCUGUCUGAAUUUACCCGUGUCGAAUAUCCCUGCCAUUCUUUAAAUGUAAAAUCCUACUUUAAAUCAGUUAGUAUAUUAAGAGAUUUUGUUACUCUAUAGUUUGAGUAAUUUAGGUAAAUCCAGUGUGAACUGACAUUUUCCUCUUUACAUCAUGUUCCAUACAGUAUGUCUCUGCUGUACAUUGAGCAGGCUCUGAUGAGUCUGUGAUUAUAUUUGAUAUUCGCAUGACUCCGAUUUCAUUUUAACAAGAGGAUAUCUGUUUUUCGAUGCAUUGAUAAGAAGUUAAAGACAAAUUUAAGUUUUGAAAUACUCUGGUAAAUUAACGCUUUGUUCAAUGAAGUACUUGUUAACUUUACUUUCUGUCGUCUUGUGGUAUUAUGACACUUAUAAUGACAAUGUUUUUGUUUGAAAGGCUUCACCGCGUUAUGUGACGCUUGCAAAAUGCAUAAUUUCAUAUUUUAAUUCUCUAUAUACCUGUCAGAGUUUUAAAUGCUUUAGUUGAGUGAUCUGUUUUUAAUUCACACCCCACACUGUGCACAUAGAUGUGUUUUGCUGGAUUCCAAGCUCUUCAACACAUGCUGCACUGAAUGCUGCUGUUUUUCGAAUGGCUGUCCUGACAUCCGACAGAAAUGCUGUCUUUUUAAAAGUUUCAUGUUUGUAGUUACAGUGUGAUACGCCACACACGUUCGGCCCAGAACCCUGUCGUCACACACUUUAAUAACGUUAUCUAGUCACAAAUGCUGUGUGUCAUUUCUGCAAAGAUUCUGAAUGAACAAGCUAAUUUUUGUCUGUUUAUUGAAUAUUAGUGCAUGUUACUGCAAAAUGCUUUAAUUCUUGCACUAACUGCUUUAUCGGCAUUUCAGACAAGGGCACGCAUCAAGGGCACUAUCGUCGGCAACAGGAGCGCUGUAACCAUGGUUACCAUUCAGUUUACAGUGCCUUGUUAUAGCUCAGUAACUCACUUAUGAAUUUAUAUUCACAAAUACAUGUUUUUCUCCCAAGUGUGUCAGUGAACAACAUGGUUGUAAUUCUGUAGUACACAGUUAUAGCUAUGCACCAAAUUAUCCUCAUUGUUUUUGCUCUGACAAAGUUAUUAAAUUCAUAUUUUGCUAUACGCAGAGGAUGUAAAAAAUUAUAACAAAAUGUUCUAAACCGUAGUAUCCAAUAUUUUGAUUCUAUAAUCUGGAGGUACAUUUUUUGGGGACUGAUUUGAAUUGUAUUUUUCUUCAGAGUUUUAUUCCUUUUAACAGCUAUAAAUUGAAGAGUUAUUUUAGCACAUGAAUAACAGGCUCCUGUCGUAUUCUAACUAAUAGAAAUGAGCUUUGUCAUAAACAAGGUUUGACUCUGUUCCAAAGCGUUAUUGGAACAAGUGAAUUGACUCUGGUCAGAUUGAAGUUAAAAACAUGCCACUGUGAUUACAGUUGCAUUUGAAUACUAGACUCUGUAGAAGAGCAUGUGUAUUACAACCCAGGCUUAUAUUUUCAGCACUGAAAGUGUUUAGUUUGAAGCUCUGUAUACACUCUUAAAAUUCUGUGCUUUAUUCCCUUUAAUAAACUACUGACUAAAUU